Molecule: messenger RNA, 2693 nt
Organism: Myripristis murdjan (pinecone soldierfish)
Lineage: Eukaryota; Metazoa; Chordata; Actinopteri; Holocentriformes; Holocentridae
Gene: sh3bgrl3
Product: SH3 domain binding glutamate-rich protein like 3
Exons: 3
Coding region: 88-366 (92 amino acids)
Cellular component (GO): cytoplasm
Source: RefSeq, a predicted model, not a curated record
AGUAACUGUGUUUGACUUGACGCAGCCAAGAGAGGGAGAGAACUGGUCGCCACCAGAGACACAAAGGGACUGGAAAGAUCUGCAAGCAUGGGAGUAAAACUGUACUACACCACUGUAACGGCCUCAAGAGAGGUCAAGGCUCAACAGGCACAAGUGAUUCGAAUCCUUGACAGUAAAAGCAUCCAGUAUGAGCUGAUUGAUAUCUCUGUGGGCGGAGAAGUCCGCAAUGAAAUGAGGACCAAGGCGGGGAAUCCCUCAGCCGUGCCCCCCCAGCUCUUCAACGAGGACCAGUACUGUGGGAACUACGAAAUGUUUUCCGAGGCAGUGGAGGCAGAUACAGUGGAACAGUUUCUGAAACUGGCAUGAGGCGGGGCAAGUGUCUUUCUCCACCUUAACCCCAACCCCAACCACCCUGUACCCUAACGGAGGUCCGUAACCCCUCCCUCUGCCCCGCUGGCAGUGCCCACCCCCCCUCAACGCCAUGAUAAAUAAUGCCAAAUAUCUACUAUCAAUCUACUGUCAUACCUACUACAGCUAAAUCAGAAGACCCACAUUCCCAAACUGCACCAUUAGACUCUAAACCACUGUUAAUCUGUUUUCUUAAUGUGCUAAUAUCCUCUUUUCUUCCUGUUCUUGCCACUAGACUCUUUCCCUGUUUGACACACUGUUACUUAUUCCUCUUUGGCCAGCAGGAAUCAAUGGGGUGUCUAGAUGUGUGGUAAUUAGGUCAACUAAUCUUGGCUGUAGCCACAUGAUCGCUGGAGAUUAAACUAAUCCACUGGGUAAAACAUUCAACCUAGAACCUUCCUGAUCCUCUGCAGACCAAACACAGACCAAAUGCUUGGUCAUCUUUCAGUCUUAACUACCUAAUUGUCUUUUCCUGGCCUUCAGAUUCCCAUGUUGUUCAUAACGGCACAGUAUUUGUACUUCACGUAAGUGCAAACGCAUAUAGAAGAAGCAAAGGGUAUUAAGUCUUAAACCUGAUUAAUGAUGUGAAGUUCACAUUUAAAGGUCUGCUCUGACUUUUGGGGGCUUUGUCUCACUGGUACCCAAUAUCUAACAAGAGGACUUGAACCGAAACAUCUCUCAGUGUAGUAUAUAUCAUGUCUGGUGGACAUGCUAAUGCUUUAACAUACAGCAUGUUAGGAUAUUAGCAGGUGAUAAGCUUCAUCCUAAAAGAGAGAGAAUAAGGAGUUGUAGCAGAUCAAAGACUGGAUGGUUGGUUAACUUUAAUGACAUGUCCAAACCUGUCAGUCGUGUUUAGGAAAUUGGUAAAAUUCACAUUAAAUUCAACAAAAAGAAAGUCAUUCAGUGGCAGAAAUUCUCUCUUCCCAUCAGACUUUGAGUGUAACUUUGAGGAAGUGGACAAAGUUAGCCAGACAGCUAAAGUUUUGGCACUGUUGACUUGGCAUGGACUUCACUAAUGAUAAUGGUAGAGAUUUUACUUAAGUUCUGACUCUCCAAGUCGUAGUGUUAAAAUCAAAAUCAACUUUGGAUUACUAAAAGAUUUUUAGUAGCAUUUUUCAUAGUGCUGAUUGUGUCAGAUUGCUUUACAUACUGAAUGCCAAAGCAUUAGCAUGCAGAGAUGAUGUGGUGCCAAUCUUGUUACAUACUGGGUCGGGGGACCAACAGGCCGAAUCCCUCAAGAGUCAAUGCAGUCCUUUAAAAACAACCCAACUGCAGUUGAACAUUUUAGCAGAUGGCAGGCUAAUUUUAGCAUCCAGCAGAAAACGAAAGCUUUUCUUAAUAACUUGGUGCCAACACAUAUCUGUGAUGCAUUUUUACAGAUGGAUAUUAACUGUAGUAUUAGCUAAAAGCGUUGCUCACUUGCUGUCUUCAACAUUUUUCAUACUGUAUGACUUGGAUUAAAGUUUCAUUCCUGGCACCGUGUGGCGCUCAAUAUUGUGCCCCGACUGGGCAGAAAGACGCCAAAAACUGUCAAAAAGUGGACUGCAAGGGAUUGGACCGAAACAAUGAGAAUCUUCCAGCAUCCAACCUCGUAGCUUAUCCCGCUCCUGUUUACUCUGUUACAUUUCCACUGAUGGUCCCGGGCAUGAAGAUGCAGUAAUGUGACUAUGCACUGAAACCCUGCCUCAUUCCGAACAUCACACCACCAAGACCCGGUAUUUUGUCUCUCUAGAUUGAUCUCGCUCAGUCUUAGCCUUAGGUAACACUCACUACAUGGGAAAGACGAAGGCUUCACUUAUUUCAGUGCUUUUUGUGUGUGUUUGCAAUCCUCCAGUUGAUUGAUCCCAACUGGAAUAUAAUGUGCUGUUUUAUGUAUUGACCUUCCUGUAUUUUGUUUUUGUUGGGGGGUGGGGUUAAGUCGAGGACAACGUGGCUUCCUCAUCUUCCCAUCACACAUCAGAACGCUCUGCUUCCAUAUUUGUGAUGUUACAUACUCUUUUGGUCUGGGAUCCCUAGCAACGACAGCGUUCACACACAAUGUAUGUGCACUGUUCUGUAAGUCGAUGGUAGUACAUGUGUUUUGCUCUUGUUGACAUGUAUUCACUAUAAACCAUGUUUUAGACAUUCCACGUCUCUUUCUGAGCUCCUGCUUUGCUUUUGGACCAAUUCCCCUUGGCCAAAAAGAAAAGAAGAAAAUAGGGAAUACGAUGCCUUUGUCUUCCAAGAAGAUUGUGAAAAGUGAUUUAUGGGUUAAAAAAAAAAUAAAAUGGAAUUGAGUCUACCAA